UCAGUAUGUUGCCCCCGGCUCUGUCCGAUAAUUUUACCUCGAACGCGCCCCAUUCGCUGCUCCUUCCUCCCCCUCCACCGGCCGCCGCCAUGUUUCCUCGGGACGAGAAAUCGGUUAGAAACCGGAAACAGCUGCAGCGGCCACGUGAACCAUGAAACCUCGCGAAAAUUCCCUGGGGGGGGAGAGGAGGAGGAGGAGGAGGAGGGAAAUCCCGCGAGAGUUUGAACCGGAAGUGGCCGCAGAUCAGAGGGUGAGAGGUCAGGGAUGAUCAUGGCGGCUUGUAGAGAGCGAGUCGAGUUGAUUCGGAAUCGUGUGGUCCUUAAAGAGUUCGGGGUGCAGAAUGUACACACAACGGAUUUCCCAGGAAAUUACCCUGGGUACGACGACACGUGGAGCCAGCAGCGGUUUGAGGAGGUAAAACAUGAAGUGGGCACCGGGAGCAGCUUAGCCGUGUUACAGUGAAAAGGUUCCGGCUGAAUUUCAGGGUCGAUAUUGUUCGUUUGGAGGAAGAUACUCUAGAAUUUGACAUGGUUGGAAUCGACGCUGCGAUUGCAAAUGCCUUCCGCAGGAUCCUUCUUGCUGAGGUCCCAACUAUGGCUGUGGAGAAAGCAUUUAUCUACAACAACACCUCCAUUGUACAGGAUGAGAUUCUGGCACACAGAUUGGGGCUUAUCCCUAUCAAAGCAGAUCCACGAUUGUUUGAGUACAGGAGCACAGGGGAUGAAGAAGGCACAGAGAUCGACACUCUUCAGUUUCAGCUUAAAGUGAAAUGUACAAGAAAUCCUAAAGCACAGAAAGAUUCCUCAGACCCUGAAGAACUAUAUUUUAAUCAUAAAGUCUACUCCAAGCAUAUGAAGUGGGUACCAAUUGGGAACCAAGCUGAUCUCUUUGGGCAGGUUGACAUCCGACCUGUAUAUGAUGAUAUCCUGAUUGCUCAGCUCCGCCCAGGACAGGAAAUCGAUGUUGUCAUGCACUGUGUGAAAGGAAUCGGUAAAGACCACGCCAAGUUUUCUCCUGUUGCCACAGCAAGUUACCGACUUCUCCCUGAUAUAACUCUGCUGAGUCCUGUGGAAGGGGAUCUGGCAGACAAACUAAAACGCUGCUUCUCUCCUGGUGUCAUCGAGGUUCAGACAGUGAACGGGAGAAAAUUCGCAACAGUUGUAAAUGCUCGCUUGGACACCUGCAGUCGUGAGAUUUUCCGCCAUGAUGACCUCAAGAACCUUGUCCGUCUUGGCAGAGUUCGAGAUCAUUACAUUUUUUCAGUGGAGUCAACAGGAAUUCUUCUCCCAGAAGUGUUGGUGUCUGAAGCCUUGAAAGUGUUGAUGACAAAAUGCAGAAGAUUUUUGAAUGAACUGGAUGCAGCACAGGUAGACUGAACUUCACAGACCAGGUCCAGUUGAGUCUGGGCUGAGGACACUUUGAGGAACCAUUUGCUUGGGCAGAAGUGGCAGCGUGAUUCUGAUCACAGACUAUAUCUAAUUGUAUUACAGCAUCAUUGACGGAGUUCAUCAUUCAACUCCCCCCAAGUGCUGUUGAGGAUUGGCACUUGUAUAAGGCACCAAUGAUCUGUGACUUCUGUUAAUGAAUAUUAAUUUCUUCCAAGUAUUUAUCCCCAUGAGGGUAUGUAAAUAUGUUACAAUAUUAAAGAUGUAAUGCAUCAGUCAUAAUCUUU
Molecule: messenger RNA, 1672 nt
Organism: Carcharodon carcharias (great white shark)
Lineage: Eukaryota; Metazoa; Chordata; Chondrichthyes; Lamniformes; Lamnidae
Gene: polr1c
Product: RNA polymerase I and III subunit C
Exons: 9
Coding region: 528-1376 (282 amino acids)
Biological process (GO): DNA-templated transcription
Cellular component (GO): RNA polymerase I complex; RNA polymerase III complex
Molecular function (GO): protein dimerization activity; DNA binding
Source: RefSeq, a predicted model, not a curated record